Molecule: messenger RNA, 973 nt
Organism: Trichomonas vaginalis G3
Lineage: Eukaryota; Parabasalia; Trichomonadida; Trichomonadidae
Product: keratin-associated protein family
Exons: 1
Source: RefSeq, a predicted model, not a curated record
ACGAACAAAGUUUUGAAAUCUCAUAAACACAACAUCUCCGAUAUAAAUGAACUUCAAACUUCUUUAGACAGUAAAGCUGACAAGAACCAUACACAUAAAUCCUUCACUACUGUUAGAGCAGACGACAUAAUAUUGAACUUUGACCUUGGUUCAAGUGCACCUUUAGAGAAUCCAAGUACAAGCGUAAAAGAUACACUAAACUCCUUAAAUAACAAAUGUAUGAACAUUGAAGGUCAUGUCAGAAACUUUGAAACACAUGAACUACCAGCAAUGUUAGAUAAGAAAGCAGAUAAGAACCAUACACAUGAUUUCUUCACAACUGUUGCUAUAGAAAGUAUUGAAGGAACGGUUGAAGAAACUGGUGGGGAUGCAUUAUAUUGUAAACCUCCUAACUUUCCACAAGGUUUAACAUCGGAUGACGACAUAACGACGAUGAGAAACAUUAGAUGUAAAGAUGUUUAUGUCAUGAAGGAUGAACAUAAUAUUAAAUUCACUGCUCAAGAUUUAUAUGACAAGAAAGCAGACAAGAACCAUACACAUAAAUCCUUCACUACUGUUAGAGCAGACGACAUAAUAUUGAACUUUGACCUUGGUUCAAGUGCACCAUUAGAAAAUCCAAGUACAAGCGUAAAAGAUACUCUUAACAAUUUAGAUAAGAGUUGCAGGAAUACCGAAGAUCAUGCCAGAAACUUUGAAGCAUAUGAACUACCAGCAAUGUUAGAUAAGAAAGCAGAUAAAACUUAUGUGGAUGCAGAACUAACAAAGAAAUUUUCGAAACCAGAUACAAUGACAUUUACAACAGAAAUUAUAAAUGGUGAACCAGCAACUCCAUUUGAAUUUGUUAGAGGUCUUCAACCAGAUACUUUUGAAUUUUUCUUGGAUAAUUCUAUUGAACUAACAUUACAUUAUAAAAGUGGAACAAAUGCAACAUUUCAUCCGGGAGAUACAUUCCAAAUGGUAUUUAAUGACAUAA